AUGGAGGCUAUUCGUGUUCUGAAGGAAAAUGCACUGCGGCUGGUUUCGGCUGGGCAACCCAUUAGCGCGCUUCAUUUGGUCGAAGUUCUCUGCGAGCUGCAGCCGAACAGCGACGAAAACCGUUCCUUGAAAAUUCGAUGUCUUUACGAGGUGCGUGAGUUUGACAGCGUGUUAAAGCUAGCCAAGCAGGUGACUUUUGCGUGCGAUCAAAACAACGAGGUAUUUUUGCUGGCUGUGAAGGCUGCAUUCGAGCUUGGGGAUCUCAAGACAUGCGUUCAGUACGCAAUGACUCUCAUCAACGCUGAUUCAUCGAAGGUGGUUGCGAUGUGCUUUGUAGCCAAAGCUGCAGAGCUCUCCGGCGAUCCCGCAAAAGCUGUGCGUUUUUACAAAAUGGCUCUGGAGGCUGACCCAUUUUGCGGAGAAGCAUUCAGCGCACUGACAGAGCGUCAUCUUCUAGAUCGCUGGGAGAUACUGAAGCUUAUAGAUUCACUUUGCAUACCAGCCGAGGUUGAAGUCUAUCGAAGCACUCUGAAAGCACGUAUCGGCUCUGAUUAUCUUACACCUGGUAUCAGGGGUGUGCCUCGGACGCUGGUGCUGCUUGCCGGAGCGAAAAAAGAAUAUGAGAGCAACAAUUUGCGCCAAGCACUCUCGUUGACGACGGAAAUUCUGGAGGUGGAACCGUAUCACCGCCAGACAUUGUGUCUGCAUCUGUGCAUACUUGUGGAUUCAAAAGCAACACCACUGCUUUUCGAAAAGGCACACUUUCUUUCCAAGAACAAGUGUUACACGGAGCUGGCGGUGUACGCAAUCGGGUGCUUCUAUUACUCACUAUCGAACUACGAGCGAGCGGGGCGGUACUUUAGCCGGGCAAGUGAGCUAGAUUGCUAUUUCGCUGAAGCGUGGAUUGCAUAUGGUCACUGCUACGCAAAGCUGGAGGAGGGUGAGCAAGCUCUGAAUGUCUAUCGCCGCGCAAUGAACUUUUUUCCUGGACUCAACGCGUGCUGUACGUACGUUGGUAUGCAGUACAGUAGGGUUAACCAGCGCUCCGUUGCGCGGUGCUUUUUUGAGGAGUCACUACGAAAAAACUCCAUGGAUCCCCUUGUGCUGAACGAGCUGGGGGUUCUGGCACUCGCAGAGGAUAAUCCUAAACAAGCGCUUGAGCUAUUUCAAAAAGCGUACGACAGUCUUCCGAAUCGCGAGAAUCCAUCUGAACACAGCGAUUGCAUCCUGUUUAAUCUGGCCACCAUGUACCGCAAGCUGCGCCGCUACGAGGCUGCCAUUGAUUACUACAAUCAAUACGUCAGAAGCCGACCAAAUGCCAACCACGGUCACUGCGCUCUUGGCUUCACGUAUCAUCUCUCAGGAAACAUCAAGGCUGCUAUCAGCUGCUAUCACACAGCAGAGAGCAUCAAACCAGACUCGUUUUGCCGAGAUCUGCUGCGGAGAGCACUCGAACUUGACUUUGGAGCUCGUGGAAGGCUCUCGUGGGAUUCUGAGAGGCCGCAUCUAUCUUUCUCACCCGGAGAAGUUUCUUUUUCGACAGUUUCGCGAAGGUUUCGCUCUGAGUCGACCGCUGCAGACAGCGUAGCCGCCUCUCCACCACCUAGAGUCGGUCGCAGUUUAGAUUUUCAGCAUCAAUGA
Messenger RNA from Leishmania mexicana MHOM/GT/2001/U1103, 1641 nucleotides. RefSeq names its product putative CDC16. Gene Ontology annotation, biological process: cell division. The transcript has a single exon. NCBI's taxonomy places the organism in Eukaryota, Euglenozoa, Kinetoplastea, Trypanosomatida, Trypanosomatidae. Bases 1 to 1641 code for a protein of 546 amino acids. Gene Ontology annotation, molecular function: protein binding. The record is from RefSeq and is a predicted model, not a curated record.